This is a messenger RNA of Rhipicephalus sanguineus (brown dog tick), 2034 nucleotides long. RefSeq names its product LIM/homeobox protein Lhx3 (gene Lim3). Gene Ontology annotation, biological process: neuron differentiation; regulation of transcription by RNA polymerase II. Gene Ontology annotation, cellular component: nucleus. The transcript is spliced from 4 exons. Lineage: Eukaryota; Metazoa; Arthropoda; Arachnida; Ixodida; Ixodidae. The coding region runs from base 179 to 1153 and encodes 324 amino acids. Gene Ontology annotation, molecular function: RNA polymerase II transcription regulatory region sequence-specific DNA binding; DNA-binding transcription factor activity, RNA polymerase II-specific. The record is from RefSeq and is a predicted model, not a curated record.
GCAGCAGACGGGCGGAUUCCCCUCCGUGUCGACUCUUUGCGGCCAUUUGGCGGGCUUUUUAUUGGCGCGGAGAGGCCGGUCGGCGCACUUAGCCAAAUUAAAAAAAGCGGGCGCGCUCUCGCGCGCUCCCUACGGCCGCCGGCGACACGUCCGAACUCGGCGGCUGCCCCCAGCCAGCAUGAGCGCCACGAGCAUGGUGACCGCCGACCACAACCGGGACAUGCUUCUGGCCCUGCUCUCGCGGAACAAGGCACUCGAAGCGAGCAUCCCUAAGUGUGCCGGCUGCGAGAAACCCAUCCUGGACCGGUUCAUCCUCAAGGUGCUGGAGCGGUCGUGGCAUGCGCGCUGCCUCAAGUGCGCCGACUGCCAGGCGCAGCUGGCCAACAAGUGCUUCGCCCGCAAUGGGCACGUCUACUGCAAGGACGACUUCUUCAAGCGAUAUGGCACCAAGUGCGCUGGCUGCGAGCUGGGCAUUCCGCCGACGCAAGUGGUUCGCCGGGCACAGGAUAACGUGUACCACUUGCACUGUUUUGCCUGCAUCCUGUGCAAGCGACAGCUGAACACGGGCGACGAGUUCUACCUCAUGGAGGACAACAAGUUGGUCUGCAAGGCCGACUACGAGGCGGCCAAGGCGCGCGAGGGCUCCAGCAAGCGGCCGCGCACCACAAUCACUGCUAAGCAGCUGGAGACGCUGAAGAGCGCCUACAACAACAGCCCCAAGCCGGCGCGCCACGUGCGCGAACAGCUGUCGCAGGACACUGGGCUCGACAUGCGCGUCGUACAGGUUUGGUUCCAGAACCGGCGCGCAAAGGAGAAGCGCCUCAAGAAGGACGCCGGAAAGACCCGCUGGGGAGACUUCUUCCGCUCCUCGUCCGGCGCCACCAUCAAGCGAGACGUCAAAGACCACCCAGAGGACUCUGAGCCGUUCGGACUGACCGGCAGUGACCCCGAGGGCUCCCCGGGCCAGCAGUCGGGCCACAGCGGCGCCUCGUCCUAUUUCCCGGCCAGCCCCGGCGGUCAGCUGGGGCCUCACUUCGGCCUGCCCAGCGACCAGUUUCCUGGUCGUGGAGAUGACACCUACGGCGAGUUCCCGCCCAGCCCGGCCUCGUGGCUCGAGGACAUGGACAGCACGCCUUCGUCAGCGAACUUCUGAGCCCCGCAGUUCCGCGUAGCGGGAACCCAAGCGUGCGCUGUCGGCGCGGUUGACACUCCCUCAGUUUCGUUGUUCCACGGACUGCGUGGCAAUCGGCGCAGCCGCAAGGUUCGCGGCGCUGCGCUGUGUGCUCGCUGAAGCUGCGCUGAAGGCGAGGGUUGGAAGGAGAUGUGCGGCUCUGGGCAGUGUUCCUUGCUCAUGCGGCUAGUGUCAUCCUGACAAUGUGAAAGUGGGCAGGGUGUGGGGAAAUCAUGCCCCAGAAACUCUUGAGGUAGCAGGCGCAAACUUAAAUCAGAGCUUAACUGUCUGCUGCCAGGGUUAUCUAUAUGCUACUCUGGCGCGGUUCUGUUGCAAAGUAUUGGUUCCUGUUGAAAUCGUGGUUUGUAAGCUGAUUACCUGUCGACGAACAAACUCGAGUAUCGAGAAGAAAAUACGUACGAUAAUCUCUUUUGUGACUAUGACCCGCUUAACAAAAAAAUCACAAACCAAAACAGCAAACCGAAAGCAAAGACAGAAUAUUACUUUCUGUGAGACUCCUUUCUGAGUUGGCAUGACCUCUCAUUUACCUAUCGAGGGUCACUAACUGCUCUCAGGUAACUACGGGGACAGAAAAAAAGAAAGAAAGAAAUAGCCUCGCUUUUCUACGAAAUUUUACUGUGUGCAAAUACUAGUCAAACAACGUAAAUGCGCGUACAGACACACAAGACCGAGUGAUGACCACACUAACGUAUUUCGUACGUGGUUGUAGCAUGCUCGUUGCCCUUCUCGAUCCCUAUAUUUGCAUCUUGAAUAUCACCCCUGCUAAGUUUUCAUUGUCACAAUAGUUUAUAUUGAGAUGAACAGAUCUCAGUGCUUCGGAAACCACCAAAUGGUUAAUGCCC